Odontomachus brunneus is the source of this 3919-nucleotide messenger RNA. RefSeq lists its product as uncharacterized. The transcript has 2 exons. Bases 1364 to 2959 code for a protein of 531 amino acids. The record is from RefSeq and is a predicted model, not a curated record. NCBI's taxonomy places the organism in Eukaryota, Metazoa, Arthropoda, Insecta, Hymenoptera, Formicidae.
AAUGGAAAAUUUGAUAAUACAGUAAAUAGGAAAAUUGCGCGCGCUUUGUAAUAUAUUCGUGUAUCUAUUCCGGAGAUUAAAAAAUUUUUAAAUAUUUUUUUUAUUUCUUUAAUUACAAUAUCACGACAUAAUUCUCAUGGAUUUAUAAUAAAUUAUUAUCUAAAUUAUUAUUCCUGAAUUAAUAUCCCUGAAUUAUUAUCUGUUAGCGCAUAUAUCGAACAAAGUGUUUUGAUGAGUGAAAUUUAUUUAUAUACAUAUCGAAAAUCGUAUAUUAAAAGCGAGACGAGAUGUUUAAGCUUUGAUCGCAUCAUAUGUAAAAGGCAAAAUGAUUAUCGCGUACAUGUUGGCAAAACAAUUUCAAAGAGUGGAGUUUGCAUUUAAUUUUAACGUCAGUAGCUUUCGAAUUAACGAUAAUACGUAAUUAUAUUAAACGUGCUUACCCUUCGCCCUCUGUAACAGACUCGGAGAUGGUUGCAAUUUAGCGGCUCGUAAUUACCAUUGUGCCAUUUGUCUAAUUUAACAUUGCAUUCUGCCGCGCAUUGCUGUUGAUGAAUAAAUUUACGUGGAUGUAUUUGCAAGGAGACGUGCACAGUAUAUGUUGGUAUAAGCAUGCUUCUCGUUAUAAAAUUUACUCCACCGCGACGCGUUUGUGUUCCCAAAUAUUUCGAAAGUUCAUACCACAGUAGCUGCCGUCGUUUUGUAUCUCCCAAAAUAAUUUUCUUAUUUGACGUUUAAAAAUGCGGUAACUAUAUCAGAGAUUUUAUUACGAAAUUGACUGCGUUUAAAUUUUGUUUUGACCGUUCGCAUAUUUGUUUUCGACUAAUUAUGCUCUUUUAGGAUAUAAAUAUUUUUCCGUAUUAUUAAGUCGGAUUUAUUCUCUUCAUCCUCCGUCCCUUCUCUUUCUCUUUCUCGUUUCUAAUAUUUUCCUUGUUGAAGUGGGUGCAAGCAAGUCCGUUAAGAACGGUGACGUUUCCGCUACACGCUGCGUUCUCCACGUUCCAAUUUCCAAGACAGUAAAGUGUCAGCGUCCAGUUCCGUCGUGAGACGUGUUGUUUGGCCAAUUAAAAACGAUGUCUAAUUGCGAAUCUUCUCGGCGUAGCGUCGGUGUAGCCUAACUGUAAAUCACGGGUAUAACUGUGCGACGCCAGCAGUGGUAACGGCGAGAUCGUCGCCCUGCUGAAGAUUUGUUCCGCUACAUCGCCGUAGGUACCGACCUCUCGCUCACAGUCGCGCAGCUCGUCGUCUGUUACCGGCAUAUUCACAAUGUAACGUUUGUAACUGUGGAGCAAUGACUCAACGCGAAACCGGAAGCUUUCAACGUUUGCCACUCGUCAAUUAAGAUCCUGCCCCACAAAUUGCGACAAUGCGCUUGUCAAGCAUAUUUCCAUUGAUCGUUCUACUGACUGGGGCUAACGCGGCCGGUAUCGGCGAGGCUUGGCAAGUAACGCCGCAUGCGAAAUCCGUCUAUACGGAUCAUCCGUUUCGACCACGACUGGACUCUUCGGCAUUCGAGGUUCGCACCGUAAGCGGAGUAGGUCGUCUGGCCCCUCUCGACGAAUCGGCAAACGCUCCGAAGCAACGUCCGGAAUUCACCACACUGAGUUCCGUAGAACCGGACGCUCUUCCGGCUGGCGAGCAGGCAUCUCGAGAGAGCAGAAACUUGGAGCAUUUACGAGAGAGUUUGGAGGAUUCAUCGUACAAUGACGACGACGACGAUGAGACCGAAGAGGAAGAUGGAAUUGAGGACGACGCCGUUCCUAUUCGAAAGUUGUUUAAAACAGAACUUAUGAUGAGAUUAUUGAAUUUAAAUAAGGAAGAUGAAGAUGACGAUGACGAUGACGACGACGACGACGAUGAAGGGGAGUCUCCGAAUGAUACGAGAGGACUCAUACAACGUGUUCGUCGGCAAGCAGAGAACGAGACGAGCAUGGAGAAGAUCUCAACGACUAAAAGCGUGCGUGAAGCUCGCCUGAACUUUCCCGAAACAUGGUCGACAUCGGUGCAACCGUUCUCGGUGGAGUUCCGUCAUCGUAUCCCUCUGGACCAAGUGGUUCAGCAACAACAGGAAGAGGAGGCAGCUCUGUCCAGCAGUUAUCGAAGGCAUCAGGCGCCUCGUGCGGACUUUGUGACGAGUCACCACCGACGAAGCUAUCCCGAAAGCCGUGAAUCCAGGGAUAUGCCGAUCACUAGGAACUACCAGGACGACUAUGAGACUCCAUGGUACAGGAACGCGAUACGCGAGAGAGACUACGAGUUCCCGUCGUACCGCCGAGGAUAUAGUUACCAGUAUCCUGAUCGUUACAGGACGGAGAGAGAUUAUUAUAUACGACCGUCGAACGACCCAUACUACUACGAUCGUUACGAUCGUUACAGGGAGGACGACUUCGACCUCUACGGCAGAAGCCGACCGACUCCCAAGCCUAAACGUAUCAUCUACUACGCCACCCUGCCGGAGAUCGUGAGGAAACCGGUGGAUCUGAGAAAUUACCCGCGAACUCCCUACGACGCGGCGAACACCGCUAAGUCCACGGGCACACGAGACAGCACUUACAAACGUAUACCGGGCAAUGUCGAUCCCAGCAGGUUUCGAUAUCGAAACCUGUACGACGCCUACGACCCGUACAUGAAAAGGUCGAGUUACUAUGAGCGUCCCUAUGGAUAUUCCGACUCAAGCGACACACGACAUGUCAAGAUCUCGACGAAGGAGAAUCUGCGGAAUGACGAGUUCAGCGCGGGCAAUGAGCGGAAGGUGAGCAAUCUCAUAACGAUCCGUGACGACGACGGCAAGCUGCCGUGGCCGAUGCAGAUAGGCGCGGAGGUGAGCAUCAAGGAGGAUGAGAGGAUCCCCGGCAGGAAAAUCUUUGGCGACAGCGCCUCCGGCUACGAGAGAUUCCAGAGCGCGCAGCUGCAAAAGGCACCGGACGCCACGGGUUCCAGCGAACUCCAAAAUGACAAUUAAUUCAUUAAUCAAAUGCCACACAUUCGUAAAUCACUUUGUGGAUAUGAGCUGGACAUAUGACACGCAAAAUUAUACGAGAGAGGCUAGAUAUGCGUACAAGUAGGACAAGUAUAAGCAAAACAUAUGUAAUAAAUAUCUUUAUACGAUAUGCAGGAUAUCCUAGGCUUAGAAAGCCAUCCUUCGUUUGAGCUUCUUUGAUCAACUCGAGAUAGAUUUUUCUGAAUCGAUAUUUAGUCGAUCGUACGAAUUGUGUGUGUGGAUUUCAAAUAUUGUUCUGUUGUCAUAAGUUAUCACUGUUGCAAUUAUUCGAUUUCAUGUACACACAAGCAAAGUUGUUGGGUGAUACAGGAAAAAGAUAAAAAUUGAUAGUCAACUAAUCAUUAGUUGAUUGUCAUCGUAAGUGAACAAUCACCACGUAAUCGAUUGUUUUUAACAUAUAAAGACUAUAUAUCGAAUUUCUCCAAAAUUCUUCAACCGAUAAUCGAAGAUUAUUAAAAUGUUUCAUUUAACUAAUUUGAGGGGCGGCAGUAGGGGAGGUUAUGGUUUAAAUGUGUUGGGUACUCGGUUGGUUUAUUACUUGGGGCUAUUUGGUGUGGUAUAUUUAAAUAUAUAAAAUUAUUGGAAUAGAGUAUAUAUGAGAAUUGGCUGAAAUAACAGCUGAUUUAUUCAUUUAUGCUUAUGUAUAAUUUUUAUUGGCGUACAAAAUAUUUGCAAUAUGAAAUUGGAGUAUAUUUCUUUUUUACCAUCGCAUAUGCCUAAGAAAUAAGUUUUAUACUAAUUUAAUAAUUACAUUAUAUAUCCGCGAUUAUUAAAUUAAGAAAUUAUUUAAUAUACGUAUAUGUAUAAAAAAUUGAGAGAUUCCUUACACACUCUUUUCUCUCUCGUCUAUUUUAUAUGUUCAACAAUAAAGUUCCGAGAUUCAGUUUUCGCUGAAUCCACUGAUUUUUAAUUUUCCUAAUA